AGAACGGAUAUUUUGACAACAUCCACACACUCACCAUUCUGACUCUGGGGGUCUUCAGACAAGGGGGAAAGGAAAGGAAUGCCCCCUGAGAUUACCUGCUCACAACACAGGAACAUGCUCCGGCUGAAGUGAGCUCUGUGAUACUUUGAGAAAAGCCGACCACAGCAGGAUGGACUGUUUGAAGUCGUUUGGGAGGAGCCUGUCCCUGAAGAAGCCUCUGGAGCCCGAGGGAGAGGAGUCCAACUUCAACCGCUGCCUGACCACCCUGGACCUGGUGGCCCUGGGUGUGGGCUCCACUCUGGGAGCCGGGGUCUACGUCCUCUCAGGGGAGGUGGCCAGAACCUCCGCAGGCCCCAGCAUCAUCAUCUCCUUCUUCAUCGCCGCCAUGGCCUCCAUCUUCGCCGGCUUGUGCUACGCCGAGUUCGGGGCCCGCGUCCCAAAGACAGGCUCCGCCUACCUCUACAGCUACGUGACCGUUGGAGAGUUUCUGGCUUUCAUCACUGGAUGGAAUCUGCUGCUGUCCUAUGUCAUAGGGACGUCCAGCGUCGCUCGGGCGUGGAGCGGCACGUUUGAUGACCUCAUAGGGAACGUCAUGGGCAACUUCUUUGAAAAGAAUGCCCCCAUGGGUCUACCAGGCCUGGCUCCCUACCCAGACUUCUUUGCAGCUGCUCUCAUCAUGUUGCUGGCAGGUUUGCUUGCCUUCGGGGUCCAGGAGUCAACGACCGUCAACAAGGUCUUCACAGCCAUCAACAUCCUGGUGUUGUUGUUUGUCAUCAUCUCUGGAUUCAUCAACGGAGACCUCUCGAACUGGAACAUCAGCUCAGAGACCGUCCUGAACGCGACGGCCGACUUCAUGAACCUGACCUCCACAGAGAACCUCACCAGUAUCUAUGGAGAUGGUGGGUUCUUCCCCUUUGGUUUUGAUGGAACCCUGGCCGGCGCUGCUACCUGCUUUUACGCAUUCGUGGGAUUCGACUGCAUUGCCACCACCAGUGAGGAAGUGAAGAACCCCCAGAAGUCCAUCCCCAUAGGCAUCGUGGCGUCGCUGCUCAUUUGCUUCCUGGCGUACUUUGCCGUGUCGGCAGCUCUCACCCUCAUGAUGCCCUACUAUCUGCUGGACGUGAACAGCCCACUGCCUGUCGCCUUUGAGUACAUCGGCUGGGGUCCUGCCAAGUACGUGGUGGCCGUGGGCUCACUCUGCGCCCUCUCCACCAGCCUGCUGGGCUCCAUGUUCCCCAUGCCCCGCGUGUUGUUCGCCAUGGCCAGAGACGGCCUCAUCUUCAAGCCUCUCAGCAAGGUCAGCAGCCGGCAGAGCCCUGUGGUGGCCACCAUCUCCUCUGGAGUCGUGGCAGCAAUCAUGGCCAUGCUGUUUGACCUGAAAGCCUUGGUGGAUAUGAUGUCUAUCGGGACCUUGUUUGCCUACACCCUUGUAGCUAUUUGCAUUCUGAUUCUGAGGUAUCAGGAGGCGCAAGAAGAACAAUUAGAAAUAAAUGAAUCAAACUCUAAAUUUGGAUGUCUGAAACUUCCAUCCUCUCCAACCGCGUCCACUUCAAAAACCGUCACGAGCUUGACAGUGUUUUGCACUGUAUGUGUCAUCGCGCUCAGUGUCCUGCUGACCAAAGCGAUAGACGCGGUGACUCAGAAGCAGGUGUGGAGUCUGGUGUGUGUCUCCGUCAUAAUCCUCCUCCUGGUCGUCACCAUCAUCAUCAUUUGGAGACACCCACAGAACCCCACCAAGGCAGCGUUCAUGGUGCCCUUCCUACCAGUACUGCCGGUGGUCAGUGUGUUUGUGAAUGUUUAUCUCAUGGUCCAGUUAGGAGGGGAGACCUGGAUCCGAUAUGCCAUCUGGAUGUUAGUGGGGUUGGUCAUCUACUUUGGUUACGGGAUCCACUUCAGUGUUCAGAAGCAACGCUUCAACUCCAACCAGAUGACGAUCCAAACCAUCUGUGGCAAAAAAGAUAUGGACAUCAUAAAGGAGGAGAAGUUUUAAUGUUUGGCAAACGUCGAAAGAGAGCAAGUUUCAGAUGUUACAGUGAUCCAUCUCGUUUGUGUCCCUACUGUACAGUCAGUCUGGCUGAGAGCCAGACGGUUUCAUUGUCUUUUCACAGAAAAAUGGUCAAGCUUCCGAGCUCCGAAGCUAUGUAGAACAAUUUCACAAUGUAUUUGUACAUAUAAACUGUAUUAGUGCAUCGUUUUUAAGAAUCUGAAUCUAAGAUUUCAUUAUGAUCCGUGAUGCCUUAUUGUUAUAUGGCUACAUUUGACAUGCCUUAUUUGAUAGGAAACUCUCAAAGAUUGUUUUAAGAAUGGUUUGCUCUUGGUGUUUAAAGAUUGGAAAGAUUGAGAGUUUUUAAUGGUUGCACUAGUGAGGGGUUUCAUUUAAAAGUCAAGAUACAUUUGAGAACUGGGAAUAUUCAUACUAAAGCAACGAGGUCAGAUGUAAAAAGGGCUUUCUUCUUUUGGUUGGUUGAUAAUUGUUAUAAAUGUAAUACACUUUGACAAAAGUAUAUUCCAUAACAAAAGUCUUUACUGUAAAUACAAGUAUGCAGAUUGAAUGAUAAUUUCCAAAAAAUGCAUUCAAAAGUUGCAAAGUUUGAGACUUGGAGAAAUAGAUGGUAGAUAAAGCUCUCUUGAAAUCAAACAGUAUUUUUCUAGUUUUAAUUUCCUCGCAUAGAUGCCUGGUUGAUAUUUUGUUGUUUUAUAAUGUAAAUAAUAACUGUACAUACUGUCAAUAUAUUGUAAAUGGACCCCUUAAUAAACAACAAAUCAAAUGUC
Messenger RNA from Hypomesus transpacificus, 2772 nucleotides. Its product is annotated as cationic amino acid transporter 2-like. Lineage: Eukaryota; Metazoa; Chordata; Actinopteri; Osmeriformes; Osmeridae. The coding region runs from base 170 to 1990 and encodes 606 amino acids. Gene Ontology annotation, molecular function: amino acid transmembrane transporter activity. The transcript is spliced from 14 exons. Gene Ontology annotation, biological process: transmembrane transport; amino acid transport. The record is from RefSeq and is a predicted model, not a curated record. Gene Ontology annotation, cellular component: plasma membrane.